Nematocida ausubeli is the source of this 855-nucleotide messenger RNA. RefSeq lists its product as uncharacterized. The record is from RefSeq and is a predicted model, not a curated record. Gene Ontology annotation, molecular function: oxidoreductase activity. The transcript has a single exon. The coding region runs from base 1 to 855 and encodes 284 amino acids. Lineage: Eukaryota; Fungi; Microsporidia.
AUGAGGAAGCUUGCACUUAACAACCACAAUGAAAUUGAUAUUCUUGGGCUGGGCACGUACGAAACAAAGUGCGAAGAGGCAGAUGUAGCCAUAAGCACCGCAAUGAAGGAGGGCUACAGACUGUACGACACUGCGCAGGUGUACAAGAAUGAAAAACAGGUCAGCGAGGCCAUUAAGCAGACAGGUAUAGCUCGGGGGGAUGUUUUCAUAACCACAAAGGUGAGCACCUCAAACCAGGGAUAUGCAGAGGCAAUGGCCUCUGUGCGAGAAAGCCUUAAGGUUAUGGACCUUGAGUACCUGGACCUGGUUCUAAUCCACUGGCCAGGCGCAAAGGGAAUUGACCUGCAGAGCCCGCAGAACAAGAGUCUGCGGCAUGGCUCGUACAAAGCUCUGCUCGAGCUGCAGGAUGAAGGGGUAGUCCGCAAUAUUGGGGUCAGUAACUUUAUGUGCACACACCUAAGAGACCUGUUUGAGGAGUUUGACAAGAAGCCGCAGGUAAAUCAGAUCGAGCUGUCUCCUCUGUGCUACCCAAAGGAUGUGGUUGCAUUCUGCCAGGAAAACAAUGUAGUUGUUCAGUCGUACUCCACUCUAGGCAGAGGAUAUCUUCUCUCUGAGGAGUACCUGCAGAAAUACCCGCAGCUGAAGAAGAUGAAGGAAAAGGGCUCUCUUGCAAACCAGAUACUCAAGUGGUCAAUGAACAAGGACUGCUGUGUAAUCCCAAAGAGCGUCCAUCCAGAGCGGAUCAUUGAGAACUUUAAGGCCCUGGAUCAGGAGCUGGACCCAGAAGAUGAGGAGUACCUCAAUAACUUCCCAUUGGAGCACAGAACAUGCUGGGAUCCGCACACAAUUGCAUAG